AUGCCAUCCCCUUCUCGUAGAUUCCAUCCCCUUCUCCUAGAUUCCAUCCCCUUCUCCCAGAUUCCAUCCCCUUCUCCAGAUUCCAUCCCCUUCUCCCAGAUUUCAUCCCCUUCUCCCAGAAUCCAUCCCCUUCUCCCUCAUUCCAUCCCCUUUUCCUCAUUCCAUCCCCUUCUCCCAGAUUCCAUCCCCUUCUUCCAUAUUACAUCCCCUUCCCCCAGAUUCCAUCCCCUUCUCCCAGAUUCCAUCCCCUUCUCUCAAAUUCCAUUCCCUUCUCCCAGAUUCCAUCCCCUUCUCACAGAUUCCAUCCCCUUCUCCCAGAUUCCAUCCCCUUCUCCUAGAUUCCAUCCCCUUAUUCCAUCCCCUUCCCCAAGAUUCCAUCCCCUUCUCCCAGAUUCCAUCCCCUUCUCCCAAAUUCCAUCCCCUUCUCCCAGAUUCCCUCCCCUUUUCCCAGAUUCCAUCCCCUUCUCCCAGAUUCCAUCCCCUUCUCCCAGAUUCCAUCACCUUCUCCCAGAUUCCAUCCCCUUCAGGACGUGGAUGGACGUGGACGUGGACGUGGUCGUGGACGUGGACGUGGACGUGGACGUGGACGUGGACAGGGACGUGGAAGUGGACGCGGACGUGGACGUGGACGUGGAGGAGGACGCGGACUUGGACGUAGACGCGGACGUGGACGCAGACGCGGACGUGGACGUGGACGUGGACGUGGACGUGGACGCGGACGUGGAUGGACGCGGACGUGGACGUGGACGUGGACGCGGACGUGGACGUGGACGGGGACGUGGACGGGGACGUGGACGUGGACGUGGACGUGGACAUGGUCGUGGACGUGGACGUGGACGUGGACGUGGACGUAGACAUGGACUUGGACAUGGACGUGGAGGACUUGGACGUGGACAUGGACGUGGUCGUGGACGUGGAGGUGGAUGUGGAGGUGGAGGUGGAGGUGGACGUAGACGUGGACGUGGACGUGGACGUGGACGUGGACAUGGACGUGGACGUGGACAUGGACAUGGACAUGGACGUGGACGUGGACGUGGACAUGGACAUGGACGUGGACGUGGACGUGGACGUGGACAUGGACGUGGACGUGGACGUGGACGUGUACGUGGACAUGGACAUGGACAUGGACAUGGACAUGGACAUGGACAUGUGGACCUGGACGUGGACAUGGACGUGGACGUGGACAUGGACAUGGACAUGGACGUGGACGUGGACAUGGACAUGGACAUGGACGUGGACGUGGACGUGGACAUGGACAUGGACGUGGACAUGGAUGUAGACGUGGACGUGGACGUGGACAUGGACGUGGACGUGGACGUGGACGUGGACAUGGACGUGGACAUGGAUGUGGACGUGGACGUGGACGUCGACGUCGACGUGGACAUGGACGCCGACGUGGACGUGGACGUGGACAUGGACGUGACGACAUGGACGUGGACAUGGACGUGGUCGUGGACGUGGACGUGGACGUGGACGUGGAGGACUUGGACGUGGACAUGGACGUGGACAUGGACGUGGACGUGGACGUGGACGUGGACAUGGUCCUGGACGUGGUCGUGGACGUGGACGUGGAUGUGGACGUGGACGUGGACGUGGACGUGUACGUGGAUGUGGACGUGGACGUGGACGUGGACGUGGACGUGGACGUGGACGUGGACGUGGACGUGGACAUGGACAUGGACGUGGACAUGGACAUGGACGUGGACGUGGACGUGGACAUGGACAUGGACGUGGACGUGGACGUGGAUGGACGCGGACGUGGACUUGGAUGUGGACGUGGACGUGGACGUGGACGUGGACGUGGACGUGGACGUCGACGUGGACAUGGACGUGGACGUGGACGUGGACAUUGACGUGGACGUGGACAUGGACGUGGACGUGGACAUGGACAUGGACGUGGACGUGGACGUAGACGUGGACGUGGACGUAGACAUGGACAUGGACAUGGACAUGGACAUGGACGUGGACAAGGACGUGGACGUGGACAUGGACGUGGACGUGGACAUGGACUUGGACGUGGACGUGGACGUGGACGUGGACGUGGACGUGGACAUGGACCAGGACGUGGACGUGGACGUGGACGUGGAUGUGGACGUGGACGUGGACGUGGACGUGGACAUGGACGUGGACAUGGACGUGGUCGUGGACGUGGACGUGGACGUGGACGUGGAGGACUUGGACGUGGACAUGGACGUGGACAUGGACGUGGACGUGGACGUGGAAGUGGACAUGGUCGUGGACGUGGUCGUGGACGUGGACGUGGACGUGGACGUGGACGUGGACAUGGACGUGGACAUGGACGUGGACAUGGACGUGGACGUGGACGUGGACGUGGACGUGGAUGGACGCGGACGCGGACUUGGACAUGGACGUGGACGUGGACGUGGACGUGGAUGGACGUGGACAUGGACAUGGACGUGGACGUGGACGUGGACGUGGACGUGGACGCGGACAUGGACGUGGACGUGGACGUCGACGUCGACGUGGACAUGGACGUGGACGUUGACGUGGACAUUGACGUGGACGACGUGGACGUGGACGUGGACGUGCACAUGGACAUGGACGUGGAUAUGGACGCGGACGUGGACGUGGACGUGGACGUGGACAUGGACCAGGACGUGGACGUGGACGUGGACGUGGACAUGGACGGGGACAUGGACGCGGACGUGGACGUGGACGUGGAUGGACGUGGACGUGGACAUGGACGUGAACGUGGACGUGGACGUGGUCGUGGACGUGGACGUGGACGUGGACGUGGACGUGGACGUGGAAGUGGACAUGGUCGUGGACGUGGACGUGGACGUGGACAUGGACGUGGACAUGGACGUCGACGUGGACAUGGACGUGGACGUGGACAUGGACGUGGACGUGGACGUGGACGUGGACAUGGAUGUGGACAUGGACGUGGAGGACUUGGACAUGGACAUGGACGUGGUCGUGGACAUGGACGUGGACGUGGACAUGGACGUGGACAUGGACGUGGACGUGGACGUGGACGUGGACGUGGAUGUGGACGUGGACAUGGACAUGGACAUGGACGUGGACAUGGACAUGGACGUGGACGUGGACAUGGACGUGGACGUGGACGCGGACAUGGACGUGGACGUGGACGCGGACGUGGACGUGGACGUGGAUGGACGCGGACUGGACAUGGACGUGGACGUGGACGUGGACGUGGACGUGGUCGUGGACGUGGACGUGGACAUGGACGUGGACGUGGACGUGGAUGUGGGCGUGGACCUGGACGUGGACGUGGGCGUGGACGUGGACGUGGACGUGGACGUUGACGUGUACUUGGACGUGGACGUGGACGUUGACGUGUACGUUGACGUGUACGUGGACGUGGACGUGGACGUGGACCUGGACGUGGACGUGGACGUGGACCUGGACGUGGACGUGGACGUGGACGUGGACGUUGACGUGGACGUUGAUGUGGACCUGGACGUGGACGUGGACGUGGACGUGGACGUGGACCUGGACGUGGACGUGGACGUGGACGUGGACGUUGACGUGGACGUUGAUGUGGACCUGGACGUGGACGUGGACGUUGACGUGGACGUGGACGUGGACGUUGACGUGGACGUGGACGUGGACGUUGACGUGGACGUGGACGUGGACGUGGACGUGGACGUGGAGGUGGACCUGGACGUGGAGGUGGACGUGGACGUGGACGUGGACGUUGACGUGGACGUUGACAUGGACGUGGACGUGGACGUGGACGUGGACAUGGACGUGGACGUGGAUGUGGACAUGGACCAGGACGUGGACGUGGACGUAUACAUGGACAUAGACAUGGACGUGGACAUGGACGACGUGGACGUGGACGUGGACGUGGACAUCGACGGGGACGUGGACGCGGACGUGGACGUGGACGGAGAUGUGGACGCGGACGUGGACGUGGACCAGGACGUGGACGUGGACGUGGACAUGGACGGGGACGUGGACGCGGACGUGGACGUGGACGGGGAUGUGGACGCGGACGUGGACGUGGACGGGGAUGUGGUCGUGGACGUGGACAUGGACGUGGACGUGGACGUGGACGUGGAUGUGGUCGUGGACGUGGAUGUGGUCGUGGACGUGGACGUGGUCGUGGACGUGGACGUGGACGUGGACGCGGAAGUGGACGUGGACAUGGACGUGGACAUGGACGUGGACAUGGACGUGGAGGGACGUGGACAUGGAAGUGGACAUGGACGUGGACGCGGAAGUGGACAUGGACGCGGACGUGGACGUGGACGGGGAUGUGGACGAGGACGUGGACGUGGACGUGGAUGUGGACAUGGACGUGGACGUGGACGUGGACGCGGACGUGGACGUUGA
Closterium sp. NIES-65 is the source of this 4320-nucleotide messenger RNA. Lineage: Eukaryota; Viridiplantae; Streptophyta; Zygnematophyceae; Desmidiales; Closteriaceae. The record is from the annotation of a GenBank genome assembly.